This is a messenger RNA of Orcinus orca (killer whale), 17258 nucleotides long. RefSeq names its product matrix remodeling associated 8 (gene MXRA8). The coding region runs from base 15003 to 16379 and encodes 458 amino acids. The record is from RefSeq and is a predicted model, not a curated record. Gene Ontology annotation, biological process: establishment of glial blood-brain barrier; cell adhesion. Lineage: Eukaryota; Metazoa; Chordata; Mammalia; Artiodactyla; Delphinidae. The transcript has 10 exons. Gene Ontology annotation, cellular component: membrane; cell surface.
AGCUGGCCCUUGUCCUGGUGCCAGGGCUGCAGGAGUGACAGCCUGGCUUUUCACGAACUGGUGCCGUGGGGACAGCUGAGCAGAGUCCCAGCCCUGCCCCUGAGGAGCACGCAGAUGGGAACUGUGCCAAGGGGACCAGCUUGGAGGUUAGGGAGUGCCCCGAUGGAGGUGCUGAUGUGAUUAGGAUACACGGUUGACUCUCUGUGCAGUCGAAAAACCCAAGCAGAGCUCAUAGUCAGCGCUUCUCUUUGGUGCCAGGUUCAACCAACUGUGCGUCGUGUGGUGCCGUGAGACCUACUCACUGGAAAAAACACAUGCGUGCAGCUGGACCCGCACAGUUGAGGGGGCAGAGAGGGCCUCACUGGGGAGACGGGGAGGGGAGGCAGGAAAGGACCUCAGAGAUGAUGGGUGGGGUCCUUCAGACGCUGCCACCUGGGCCUCAAGUGCAGUCCCCUGCUCAGCUGCAGCUGGGGACCCGUGGCCUGCUGUGAGCUCCUUGGCCUCUGCCACUUUCUGGGGCCCUGAAGGGGGGUGGCGAAGGGCUCACCAGGAAGGGAUGGCCCACUCUGGAAGGUUCAGGGUUGGGCUGGCUGAGGAAGGGGUGCCGUUUAUGGAGCUGGGGAAGCGUUAGAGCCUUAGUGUGAGCUAGUGGUCCUCAGAAAUUUCAGCUUUCUCUUGCAUGGAGGGGAACGUGUUAUCGCUAAUAGUGAGGGGCCCCUGGGCCUCUGUAUCCAGGCUUGGGGGGCUGGACUGCAGGCGGAGGAGCCUGGUCAGAGUCCGUGAGUGCAGGUGAGGCUCGUCCUCAUCCUCAGCAUCUGCCCUGCUCCUGAUACUGGGUUCAAGGAGGGGAAGGUGGGUACGUCUCUCCUGAGCCCCGGAGUGGCGUCUGCGAGGGGCACAGUUCUGUUGCUGAUGCCCCCGUCCCGCUUCACACCAGGGCGGUGCGGUCUCCUCGUGUUUUGUCAGAGAUGCGUCUGUGGCCUGGGUUGGGUUCCCUGCAGGUUUAGCAGAUCUGGGGGCAGGGGGUGUGCUUGGACGCGGGCUUCCCAGCAUUUCUCCUGGAAGGGAACAGACGAUCCCGAUGCUUCAGUGAGCCAGGUGGGCCCCUGUCCUGUGCGUGCCUGCCAGCCGGGUAAGCAGGCGUCUAACCGUGGGGCCUGUCUGAGUCCCUGUCCAUCGGGGAGAUGGGCUCAUAGAGUGGACGUGAGAAGCGUGAAACUGACCCUGACCUGGAGGAGACUAGAGGCCCUUGAGGGCACAGGACUGCUUCUAUGGGUGGCCACUAGGGGGCAAUGAUUAGGCUCCCGGCAGCCCUUGGGGUCCCGGCUGAGGACCAGGACACGGGCAUCCUUCCUGGGUCUCAGUUUCCUCAACUGUGGGUGGGGCAGGGGCCCCAGGGCCAGGGUCUGGGCCUCAGCAGUGGAGCCUCCCUCGGGUGGAAUUACCAUGCUCUCUUGGUGCCAAUCCGGCCCCAGCUCCACCAGGCCUCCCAGCAGGGCCUUGGCCUGCCAGUGACGCCCUUGGCUGACGCCCACGGCCGCUGAGCAGCUGCUCCCGCUGUUUCUUCCAGCCCCUGUGUGGGAGCUGCCCCGUGGCUCACCCCACCCUUCCCUGGCUGAGUCUGGAGACAAAGCUCAGCUGGGGCCAUGAGUGCUGGGGAUACAACUGGCCGACCUGUGCAGGGGGGUGCAGACCCAGACGCCUGGAGGCUGCCAGCCGGCAGAGCGCCACAGGGCCCUGGCACCCGGGUCACCUGCUCCAGCCUCCUCCACCGUGAGGUGGGUGCCAGCUGGGGCGCCCCCAGAAGGCAGGCUGCCCAGUGGUUCCAAGCCACGCGGCCUCACCAUUCCUUCACAACAGUGGUUCUUAAGUGGGCAUUGGGCCACAUCUGGAGGCAGUUUGGGUUGUCACAGUGGGGGUCACAGUUGGUGGAGGCCGGGGAUGGUGUGAAAUGCCCUCCAGUGCACAGGGCAGCCCCUGCCCAGGAGCAGGUAGCCCCGGACAUCAGCGGUACCAUGGUCGAGGCCCCUGUUCCUGAGGUCACCGAUCCUGUCGGGUCAGCUCCUGAGCUGGCCCAGCCCUGCUCUGUCUCCCCAGUCCCUGUCCCUUCCCCUGCCCUGCAGGCCCUGCACCUUGGCAGCCCUCUCCCUGCCCCAGCUCGUGUGUGCAGACCUCAUCCUGUCUGUGGCUUGGGUGCCCUGGGCCCCAAGCAUGAUCUCAGGAGGUGGUUUGGGGGUUUUAUUUUUACUCUAGCUCCCCCCGGACCACCAGAGGCCUCUCCCCACCUCCCGACGGGGCCUCCACCCUCCCGCAGCUCGUCCCCGCGGCUCCUGUUCUAGCCCUGGGCUCCCCCUGAGGUGGGGCGCAGAGGGAGGGCCCGUGCUGUGUGAUGUGGUUCUGGCCUGUGGUCUGCGCUUAGCCCGUAGCAGUGCCUAGGGCUUGGGUUCAGCCAGAGGAGGGCCCCAGCGAGGGCUUGAGCCGAUGGGGGUGGUCUUGGGCACUGACUGGGGAUCUGCCUUUUGGACCCAGUGUGGAGGCACCUCGGUGAGCUCAGCCGCCGCCCCUUGUCCCUGUGCUCUUCCAUGCCUGGGGCACGGCCAGUGUCUCCUGGCCUGGGCGUUCCUGCCCACAUAGUGGGCCAAAGAGGGAGCCAGGCCGGGCUCAAGCCCUGCGGGAGGAUGUGAGGCUGGACGCUGGGCCCUGGGAGGGGCUGGCUGGGGCCCUGCCCCAGUCAGACACGCACAUACGUGUGCGCCCCCAAACUGCAUGCAAAUAGCUGUGCUCCCCGCCGUCUGAGGAGCCUGCAGGCUGGCGAGGGCGAUGGAGGGCCUCGGCGUGGGCAGAGGUUGGCCUCACUCCCCUGGCCUGGCCAUGGCCCGCUGAACUUGCCUGGAAGGAUGCUGGAACCUGGGGGGACAGAGGAGGCAGGGAACAUUCCUCUCCGGGUCUGAAUUUUGGAAAAAGCCGCUGAAGGGCUCUUGAGCUGCAGCCCCAGGAUGGGGCAGAGGAGUCCAGACCUGGGUCUGGAGUUAGCCUGAGGGUGGGGGCCAGGGGGCGACAGCCCCUGCUCCCUGUCGGAUUCUGUCUAGUGCUGUCCUCAGCCUCACAGGGCACUGCUGGACCAUUUUUGGAUGAGCGGACUGAGCCGUGGCAUUGGGUCCCUCACCUGACCUGCGGGUCACACGUCAGCCGAGCAGCAGGGCUGGGGCUCGAGUUCACCCCAGCUGAGACUGCCACCUCCCAAAUUGGAGUUCUCUGUGUGGGGUGUGGGCGGCCUCUGUAUUUUGAGGAUCCUUCCCGGCUGAGUAGGGAGGGAAGCACCGCAGACUCAGGUGGGGCAGCACCAGGCCGGCAGCCCCCUUGCUUCAGCUGUGCAGCGGCGGGGCUCUCAGGGCCCCUGAGGCCAAGAGGAGGGACGGCCUCAACCUGCAGGCGGGUGGGAGUUGUGACACCUCCGUGGGAGCCUCUGAGCCGUGGCCAAGACUCACGAUCGGGGUGAGCCAGGUCGCCGGCAUUCAUCGUGCCCGUGUUGUGUGGAGUGUAGAUUGACCCAGUGAAUUUGGGAGCACAGGACAGGGGUGACUGCCCCGUGACCUGGCACCCCACACCCUCACCACCCCAGUGUAGGUGAUCUGAGGUGCAGGGGAGGACACUGAUUCAGCCUGGAGUCCUGCCGAGUGGACCUGGCCCCCAGAGGAUAGACCCCCAGAGGCCACCAAGACUGGGGGUCUAUCCUGGAGUCCCCAAGGCCUUGGAACACCAAAGCCCUCAUGUGAACAGGGUGGGUGGGUCACCCCCAGGUCCUCUGGGGCUCAGACCUGAGCUUCCCUGUGAAUCCGGGCAAGGGUACCCUCUCCCCGUCACGAGGAGCCUGUUCGCUUUGCUUAUUCCUGUUGGUUUUGUUACUUUGUAUUUACAGUUGAAUUUUUGUUUGUUGAUUUGCCGGCCAGUUAGGAUUGUACGUGGCUCAGUGUGGGGUUGUCAGCUCCUGCCUCACCUCACCUCACCCACCCCGAGCCUGCGCCAGGGCAGCGGCUUCAGCUCCUCUGCUGGCCUCGGCCUCCUCCCGGUGUAGUCUACCACAGUUUAAAUGGCCCCACAGCUCAGCAAGCUUGUGUCUCCUUUCUCAUUCAGCUCUUUAUCCUCCAGUCUUGUUUUUUCUUCUGCACGUUUUUCUAUGUAUCACUAACUCAGCUCCAAACUUGCUGGCGGAAUUUAAAAACUCACUUCCGUCCAGCUCCUCAAGUGACUUGUUCAGGUGGAGCCGCCCUCCUGGCGCCCUGUCUGGGCCGCCCUGGGCCCUUGAUGGUACCAGCAGGGUCUCCCUGGGAUACCCUUGGCCUCAUCAGCUGGAGCCUCUGUUUCUGGAAUGCCGUGUUUUCCUGCCGUGUGGUUUACUUCCUUGUUUUCACAGAGUACAUCCUAGAAUGGCUUUCUGAGAAAAGGUGCAUCAGAGAUAGAUUGUAGAAUAAGAAUUAUGUUUUUAAACUAUUAGUAAUUGACAUGUUUGAGUGAUUCUUUCCACCACAGGCAUUGUGCUAGGUUCUUCACAGGACUUACCUCACAACAAAUCUAUAAUGAACCUUGUUUGAUAAGGGAGGACCCUUAGGUACAGAGAUGAACUUGCCCACAUGGCUGCGAAGCCAUGAUUCAGCUCUAUUUGACUCCAAAACUUAAUUUUUUAAAAAAUAAAUUUGUUUAUUUACGUUUGGCUGCAUUGGGUCUUAGUUGUUGUGUGCGGGCUUUCUCUAGUUGCGGAAAGCGGGGGCUACUCUUCGUUGUGUGUGGGCUUCUCAUUGUGGUGGCUUCUCUUGUUGCGGAGCACAGGCUCUAGGCACGCGGGCCUCAGUAAUUGUAGCGUGCGGGCUCAGUAGUGGUGGCUCAUGGGCUCAGUAGUUGUGGCUCACGGGCUCUAGAGCGCAGGCUCAGUAGUUGUGGCACAUGGGCCUAGCUGCUCCACGGCAUGUGGGAUCUUCCCAGACCAGGGCUCGAACCUGUGUCCCCUGUCGUGGCACUACAUUUUGUUUUCCUCGUGGGUGUCAUGUGCUGCCCCUCCUCACUGCCCCUCCUCUGACUCGGUGGCCUGUGAGUUGGGGGACGUGAGUGUCUGUUCACGUGGAGACACUGUCACUGCUUUUCCUUCCCUGUGAGUUUUUGUUUUCCCUGGAAUCAGUAAUUGUGUUGUUUUUUUUUCUUUCUUUUCAGUUGCUUUAGUUUUCUGUACCCUCAUCACAAUUUCAACACCAACUUCUCAGCCCAACUCCCAGAAACAGCUGAGGUUCAUUCAUCUCAGAGUGAAGUCUCUUCCUGGAUUUCUCACCUGUCCAGCUGGCUGUUUGCCCAUCACAUCUAGGCCCAGCUUUCACCCUGGGGAUUCUCUCAGACUCUCUGCUCCCCUGAUCCCUCAUCUUCCCUUUUCCUUCCCUUUUUUUUUUCUUCAUUUUUUACUUUUUUUUCCUUUUUUCCUUACCUUACUUUGAAAGAGCACAUCUUCCAGUCUCCUGCGGAAAGAAACACAAGAGAAAAUUUUGAAACCUUGCAAAUCUGCGGACAUCUUUAUUGGGUCCUGUUUCUUGGUUCACAGUUUGGCUGGAUAUGGAAUUCUAGGUUGGAAAUUAUUUCCUAUAAAACCCCAUAGGUGUCACUCUGUUGUCUUCUGGUUCCCAGUGUUGCUCUUGAGAAAAUUGAACCCAAUUUGAGUCCAGAGCCUUUGUGAUUUUCUCUCUCGAAGCUCCUCUUUUCCUUCACUGGUGGAGACACUCCCAGUGACAUAUAUACUUUGGUGUGGAUCUGUUUUCGCCCCCACAGGAGCCCAUUUCAAUCUGGAAACUCCUAACCUUCUGGGAUUCAGUUUGGGGACGUUUUCUCGAACCGUUUUGUUAUCAUUUCUUCCACUCUGUUUCUUCUCUUUUUAUGAAACGCCUGUUGUUUGGAUGACUUUCUCUUCUAUAUUUUAUCUCGUUGGCAUAUUCAACAUUUUCUUCUAAUCCAUUUAAUGAAUUUCUUUCAUUUCUGUUACCUUCUUAAUUUCUAAGAGACUUGAUUUUUGGGUGUUUUUAGUGGUGCCCUGUUUAUGUUUCAUGGGUGUGGUGGCAUCUCCUUGUGGGGAUGUUAAUGCUACAUAUUUUCUCUGCCCCCCACGGCCAAUUCUAGUUUCUGUUUCUGCCAAGUGCGUUCCUCUGUUGCCUUUGGCCUCUGUUUCCCACAUCAUUGGGCUUCCUCUGGUGGCACUUGGCUGUGUGCUUAUGUUUGAGAGUGAGGUCUACCAACCAAGACCCCCAGAAGUGGCUCUAAGUGCCCUCCCCCACUUCUGGUGGGAGCCAGGACUCUUUGGAGACAUGGCUAGUUCCUGGUAAGGUUGCCAACUUCAGCAAAUAAAAAUACAGGCCCCUAGUUAAAUUUGAAUUUCAGAUAAGCAACAAAUAAUUUCUCAGUAUGUCCUGUGCGAUGUUUACCUGGAAACCCUAACGCCAGACCUGUGGCAGGAAGUGCAUGAGAACCUGCCGUGUCUCUUCAUGUCAGAGGCCACGGGAGGCGCCAGGAGGGUGCAAAGGGCUUCACUGGCCAAAGAUGGGACAAUAUGAGGGCUGAGGCACACGAAGCAUGUUGAGACCCGUCCACUGGGCAGCCAUGGAGGAUACAGAGGCCCAAGUCCCUGGGUCUCGGCUGAGAUUCUAUUAGGUUCUUGGGCCGUAUGACUGGGCACAUUCUCUGAGCAUUUUAGUAUAACUUCCUGGCUUCCUGGAAACCAAAAUAAUGUAUAUUGAUUAUAAAGCUCCCAUGCUGAUGGCUUAAAUAGACUAAUGCAUGCUUUCGUAGAUUUAAAAUAGAGAACGUUAGAUUUCCAGAAAGAAAAAAGGAAUUGAACUUCUAAUGCUUUAAAAAAAAAAGUCAUUUUCUUGCAGAAUCCACAGCUAAAAAAUUAACCUGGGACAAUUGUUCAUCGUUGGAUAACAAGCAGAGAGGUGUGAAUUCUGGCAGAGAGCAAAUAUUGCCAAGGAGACUAUGUCAUAUAAACGUUAAUAUUGUUUAAAUGUUGGGCUGGAAAAUGUAGAGUUUAACAACUAGUAUUAGAAAAAGUCCAGGUAAUUUUUUUUUUUAAAGACUCAAUUUUAUUUAUUUAUUUUUGGUUGCAUCGGGUCUUCGUUGCUGCACGCGGGCUUUCUAGUUUCUAUUUGCGGUGAGCGGGGGCUACUCUUUGUUGAGGUGCGUGGGUUUCUCAUUGCGGUGGCUUUGCUGCGGAUCGUGGGCUCUAGGCACGUGAGCUCUAGAGCGCACGCUCAGUAGUUGUGGCUCACGGGCUUAGUUGCUCCAUGGUAUGUGGGAUCUUCCCAGGGCCAGGGCUUGAACCCAUGUCCCCUGCAUUGGCAGGCAGGUUCUUAACCACUGCGCCACCAGGGAAGCCCCCAUCAUUCACUUUUUAGCACUUCCUUCCUUUUCGGCACUCCAGGCUUAUCUCGUGUUCCCUCCCGCACCCUAAGACCCGCCAUUUCUCCAAGGAGCCCGGGUUCCUUGUGUGGGAAAUGGUCUUAGAAACCAUUUUGAUCUGGAGCUGGGUGUGCUCACUGCUGCUGGGCCUUCUCAGAUGACAGAGCCGACCACGCAUCCACACACCUAAAACCGCUGCCACAGGCGUCCACCUUUAUUUGUGUUGUGCCACGACGGGACACAGGUUCGAGCUGUGAACUCAUGUUCACAGCAGUGUCUCCAACUGUGAUCCUGACCUCGCGGGUCAUUCCAGCCCCUCUCUUGCUUUUCCAUAACCUGGUCCACGUCCCCUGCGGCAGUAUCAGAGCUGAUAAACCCCAGCCGGUGGGAAACACUCGUGUCAGCUCCAGCACGGUGCUGCGCGCAGGCCCCUCUGCCUUCAGUCACAGGCUCUGCUGACUCCCGAGGCCCUCAGGUUGGUACUUCACACCCCUUCAGUGGUGUUGCCCCGUUUGUGAGUCAGUCAGGUUUCUUGGCUACAUUCUGAUUACCUGACCACCUAAAUGAGUUGUUUAGACUUUUCACACAUUAAGAUUCCCUCUUUGUGCCAUGCAGUUCAUUGGAUUUUGAUAAACGCAUAGUGCCGUGAAUCCCCCUACUGGGGGAUCAUACAGAACAGUUUCGUUGCUCUGAAAGAUCCCCUGUGCACCACCUCUUCAUCCCUGCCCCCGGGUUGUGGUUUUAAGGUGCUUGUUACGCAGCAGAUACCUGGGGCGUUUCUGAAGAUAGUGAAAUUCACAGAGAGCGAUUACAGAAAUAGUGUGUUACUAUCUAAAAAGCGCCCUUCUUUGUCCAAAUUACGUCUAAUUUGUAUGGUGAGGUUAAAACAUACGCUGUGUGAUAUAUACAGUUACGUAAUCUAAAGCUCUCCGUUUAAAUUUGUCAAUAACAGUAUAAAUAUUUGUGUACUUAUAAUAAACAUUCAUAGAGAGGUAUAUCAAUAUCGUUAAGUGGAGGAAGCGUAUAUAUUAUAUAAUAAAGAGAAAAAGAGUUGUCUUUUACAUGCACAGCAUAUUCUAAACAAAAAGCAAAGCUGUUGUUUCCUCUGCUGGGUCAGGGAGUGCAUUUCUGUCCCCCAGGCUUAUCCCCAUUUGGGCCCUUCUCCCCUCAGGUUCCCACCACGACUUGACUCUGUUUGACCAGAUGGUCCUUGUUUCUAAGAUGGCGAACGCUGCCAGUAAUCAUUCAGUGCUGUGCUCGUUUUAGAUGCUGUCACCCGGAUUGGUUAAAACUCUAGCCAACGUGAUCAUCAUGUCUUGUGUGUGGUCAACAGUGACGAUGUGCCUGCCCAAAAUCCAGGCCUGAGAUCCAGACUUGGAAAAACUGGCAAUGUGUCUUAAACCUCACCUGUCUUUGGGGUUCCCCCAGACCGCCAGUGGCAACACAAAGGCCUCCUCCCUUGGAUAAAAUGAAGAGCAGUGCAGACAAUGGAACAUAUUUAUCACUACUGUAUCUAACCACCUCUUCGCAAGUUUGGAAGCCCCCCUGUUUACGAAGCCCGUAAUAUGGGAAAGUCAGACCAUUUAUACACAAAAGGAAUGUUGUUCUGACUGUGUUGGAGCAACUUUGCGAUCUCGCGUUGGUGGGAAGCUGCCACGUUCGCGUGUGCGGCGAGGAUGGCUCUGAUUGCUGUGUUGUGAGGCCCUCCCCGCCAGUACCUGCAGGUCGGAAGGCUCUAUGAGGUAAACACACUCUCGUGACUGAAUCCUGGGGAAGUACGUGACACCUUAAAAGAGAUUCCGCUCUCUGGCCUUUGGACAUGCUGUGCAGCCGGGUGGCAGUGGUGGCCUCCCGGGGGCCGUCUCCGGGGUCCCUGACUGUUGACGCGACAGGAAACAGCCUCACUAGACAGGCCGACACUUGCCACACUGUCCCCAGGGGCCAGGUCAGGGCCGGGGGCCCCUGUGCACCAGAAGCAGAUGACCCGGAACUUGCAGUCCGGCCCGAGUCCACAGGACAGGCAGAGGAGUUGGACGUGUCUCGCUGAGGUGGUGUGGGCAUGAGACAGCACAGGCUGUAAUGGAGUGUCUGUAAAUGUAUCUCAUUCAACUGGCCCUCAGAGUUCAGGACAAAAUACCACAAGAAACUCUUAAUACAGAUGUGAAGCCAGUGAUUCUUCAGAUAAACUGAAAAUUCUGUAGGAAGUGAUAGAAGGGAACCACUCAGGACGGUACCCGAGGGGUGGCCCUGGGUCCAGUCGGGACCAGGAAGCUCGGGGAGUCUGGUGGUAGGUUCACCCCCACUCCUCCCACCCCCCUAACCCCGACAGCAGAGGAGUCCUUGGGCUGGCAGGCUGGGCGGGCAGGGGAGGUGGGAGCCCUCCAGGCUGCAGGGCCGAGGGGCGUUGGUGGCCAUGCCAAGGGCCGCAGGGAGGCCAGGUCAAGGCUUCGGGGUGGCUGAGGGACUGUGUUGCAGGCAGGACACCACGGACCACCCUCCCUCCCUCCCGUGGCUUCCCCCACACCCUCUGUGGGGAGCUCGAGCCCCUCUUCAUAAAGCAGAGCUGCUGAAGGGAGCCUCGCUGUCACCAGAACCCGUGGUGAAGGGGCUCCCUUGCUGGAAGCAUCGCAUUUAAAGGUAAAUCUCCUUGGUGAGGCGCCAGGGACCCUGGGCGCCCGUCCACGUGGAAGCAGCGCUCGCGGCCCCCAGGAAGCCAGCCUGGUGGCUGCUCUAAGCUUGUCAGCCCUGGCCUUCCCAAGGCGCCAGCAACCAGCUGGACCUGGGGACUCUGUAACUUUGUUAACUGCCGCAGUGAGAGGCACCACGGGUGAAAUCUGCUAGGAGUCAGGUCUGUGGUCCUUGAUUCCUGGCUGCAAAACUGAUGAAUCGAUAAGGGCGGUAAGGAAACACUUCUGGCGUGAUGGGAGAGAAUAUACAAUGGCCAACCUCGGAGCCUGAGGUCAUGGUUCGAGUCUAUGACCCAUACAAUCCGGCCGGCGUCCCUGCACCUUCACGAACAGAACGAGCCAAACGGGAUGCAGGCAGGCGUCAGAGGCGCUGCGGGCUCGGUUCGGGCCACCGCAGGCACGCGAGGCACACAAACCUUUUGGUUUCCCAGCGCAUAUAAAAGUUAUGUUUAAAGUGUAGGCUAUUAAGUGUGCCAUAGCAUUAUGUCUAAAAAACGUACAUGCCUUAAUUUUUUAAAAAAUUUGUUUAUUUUUGGCUGCGUUGGGUCUUCGUUGCUGCGUGUGGGCUUUCUCUAGUUGCGGCAAGUGGGGGCUACUCUUCGUUGCGGUGCACGGGCUUCUCAUUGCGGUGGCUUCUCUUGUUGCAGAGUUCAGGCUCUAGGCGCGCGGGCUUCAACAGUUGUGGCACGCAGGCUCAGUAGUUGUGGCGCACGGGCUUAGUUGCUCCACGGCAUGUGGGAUCUUCCCAGACCAGGGAUCGAACCCGUGUCCCCUGCGUUGGCAGGUGGAUUCUUAACCACUGCACUACCAGGGAAGUCCCAUAUAUAUUUUUUUAAAUUUUACAUGCCUUAAUUUAACACUACUUUGUCUCUAAGAAAUGCUAACCAUCAUCUGAGGCUUCAGCGAGUCAGAAUUUUUUGCUGGUGGAAGGUUUGAAAUAAUGUGAGAACUACCAAAGUGUGACACAGACAUGAAGUGAGCAAACGCUGUUGGGAAAAUGGCACUGAUAGACUUGCCUGACAGAGGGUCACCCCAAAACUUCAGUUUGUAAAAAGGGCACAGUCUGCGAAGUGCAGUACAAUGAGGGGUGCCUGAACCCUGUUAAUGCCACGCAGGAAACCACUGAUGUGGGUUUGACCACGACCGCUAAAAUCCUUGAUCUUGGCUCCCUGACAUUUUCUCAAGAUAAAAGGGUUGGCUGGCCCAUGAAAUAAUGGAUCUAUAUUUCCAGAUUUUCUCGUCUGUAUUUUCAAAUCAGUGUCUCAGUGGAUUGAUGAUCUCCCAGCCUCUGUCUGACCUGUGGUCUCCACCGGAAGGAGAAGAGAGCCUCCACGGGACACCCGGCUCUUCGGACAUGGGGCCUGCAGAGCCCCUGCCUCACGGGGUGAGCCCCAGCACCGGGCAGGCCACCAGGUCCCCAGAAGAAGGACCAACACACUCACAAGUAACCUGGUGCUUGUACGAGACCUGGUCAGAAUGAGCAUAAAAGCAGCGUGAGGGGGACAUGGCGAGUGCCGUGGCCUGUGACACGGCCCCACGCUCUGGCCUCACCUUGUCUGAUGAUGGGUCAGCGCAGCUCCCAAGGACACCCCAGGGACCCUGCUGCUCAGCGACCUGCCCACAAGCCAGUCCCUAACAAGACACCAUCCCUGAGACCUGUGCUUUUGUCCUUUUAAGUCCUGCCCCUGCUUUGCUCAGGGAGACAGUCGUAUUUGUCUCCUGUUACUGCAUCAAAAAUCAACGCGAAUUCAGCAGCUUCCCUCGGCAUGUUCGUUACCGCACGGCUGCGUGGGGCACGCGUCUGGGUGUGAGUUUGCUGGGAGCUUGGCCCAGGGUCUCACCAGGGGAAACCUGUGUCGGCAGGGCUGUGUCCUCACCUGGGGUCCUCUUCCAGGCUAAUCUGGUGGGUGGCAUAAUCCGUUCCUUGCGGUUGUAGGACUGAGAUCCAUUUUCUUCUUGCGGGGGUCGGGGGGUGGGGGGUGGCUGGGGCCUCAGGGUUUUGCACUUGGGUCAACCCCAUGGGCCCUUUCACAGCCCAGCAGGCAGAGAAGCUGAGGCUUUUUGUCCGGCUGAGAUGCAUACUCUGCCUCAGGGAGCAACUUGCAGUCACGUCUGUCACGUGGGUGCGAAGGGCUAUCCCGCCAAGGUUGGUCACACUCUGGGGGAGGAAACGGGCUGGGUGCCCUGGGGAGCAUCUCAGAACUCUGUCCAUUUCCCUGAUGUGUUCGUGUAAAUCCUGACAGGUCUAAACUAACCAUCUUGGCGUUUCCUGCAUCAUCAGACCACAUCUCUCCCGCAUGUAAACCCCCUUAGGCCUCAUCGUACUUCACGUGAGAGCCCAGCACGCUCUCCCCUACCCGGCAGGCAGCUUCCUGGGCCCCAGCCUAGCUAUUCACUUGUGGGUGUGGGUCCCCGAGGGGCUGUCCUGUUUGGUCUGGCUGAGGGAGCCCCUUACCUGCGUUAAUCUCGCCAUGUUUAAAAUGCCCUCAUUCAUCAGCAGCUGGGUCUGCAGGCUGUCUGCCCUCUAACAGCUACAAGAGGGCAGGAGCUUGGCAGCCGGUGCGGUGCUGAGUCCCAGUGCCUGGCACACAGUAGGUGCGCAGCGUUUGCUGAAUGACAGCAUGUGUGAACACGUGUCUGUGUGUCUGCUUGUGCCUCUGAGUGCCUGUGGUUUCUCCUCCCAGUGAUCCUGGCUGCCUGGAAUGUCCGGGUCCCCAGGAUUGGAGCCAGAGUCUGAGUCUGUCUCAGUGGGGCUCGCUGGCUGACCCGCCUUGUCUGGCCUGGACUCCUAGGAGGGGGAUGUGGGUCCAGGGCUCUGGUCUGGCUGGGGCUGGGCUGGAGCUCAGGAGGACCAUGGUGAUGUUGCAGCCGUUUAGUUCCGGUCUGUUCUCUCCUGGGCCUCUGUUCUCAUCUGCGGCUAUUUCCUGCCAAGGACUGGGGAGGUGGGCUCAAGCAGAGAGAACAGGAUGGGGCAGGGAGGACGGGUUUGUAGCCUUCCCCUGCCCUGUCCAUCCUUGCCCAGUGGUGCCAGGAGUGUGCUUCCUCCUUCAGACUUCUGUACUGGGGCUGAGCCGAGGGCUGGAUCUGCGUUGCCAGGAAUCCACCGACCUCCACGCAGGGCUGAGAGAGGGAGGGCUCUGCAGGGAGUUAGGGUGUGGCCCGGGUGCUUCCAGGCUCCUAGCUCAGCGCUGGGAGCUGACCCUGCUCCCCUUCCAGACUGAGGGGCCGGACCUGGGCCGUCUCUGCCUCCCUCCAGCCCUGCCUGGACAUCUUCCCUCUAUGGAGGAGAGACAGCCUGGCAGCCAGAGGCAGGAACAGAGGCCUGAGAUGGAGCAAUAGAGCGGUCGAGGCCGAUGGAGAGAGACAGACAAGGGCGGGGGCGCAGAGGAGGGAGGAGGGCUGGGAAGGAGGCCACCAGUGCUAAUAUAAACCAGUUAGAAAAACAGGAGGAGAGGCCAGGCCUCAAGGCCAGCCAGGCAGGGCUUGUUUAUCCAGAAUGAAAGGCCCUUGAGGAGCUGGGGGUGGGGUGCGGAGACAAGUCCUGAUUCCAGUUUGGAAAGGGGGCUCCGCCUCCCAGGGUCUGGAUCCUGCUGAGGAAAUGGGUCCGUUAGGUUGGGGGUGGGGCGUCCUCACAGCCCUGUGUCCUCCCAGUGGGUCCUACCUGUUGUCAGCCCUCAUUCCCUCUUGCUGCAGUAGCAGCAGCCUCCUCCCCUUGCCCGGAGCCCAAGAGUCUGGCUGGGCUGGGCUCCUUGCUUGUCUGAGGACUUGGGGACCAGGGCAGCGUUCAAGAGAGACUCCAGCCCACCAGGGCCUGGGCCUGUGACCAUAAUUCAGUCCAAAUGGGCAGUCCAAAAAUGCACCGUGGGUUUUUGUGGUAGUUUGGUGGAUUUUUUUUCUUUUCUUUUUUUUUGAGGUUUGCUUAACUAGAAAGAGUGGGUUUGAUACACAGUGCAUGCUCUGUUAUUUCACAUUUGUUUACGUGACUUUGUAAGUUUUCCCAGAGCUUCAAAUUUGUGCCUUCUGUUGGGAAGGCUCCCAUACCCCACUUCAUUUCCUCCCCUCUGGGAGGGGUGGGGGGUGAUCCUGGGAGCACCGUACCCGGGUCUGGGUGGUGUUUCUGCUCUUGAUGGUGGGCAGAUGGGGUGGGGGCACCAGGACAGGGGGUCACCCGGCUCCCCGCUCAGCUCUCAGGGGCCUCACCCCUCAUCCCCCUGGCUGGCUGAAGAUGACUGAUGAACAGCAGUGCCCAUCAUGCUCUCCGGAAGGGCCCCCCCUACCUCCCUAGGGCCCGUGCGACUCUUAUCCCCACCUCACAGUUGAGGAAACGCAGCCCCCAGAGGCGAAGGGUCACCACAGGGCCAACGGGAAGACCUGGUGGUCUGGCAGCCUGGGGUCCUUGGGGUCAGACCCAGGAUGCCUUUCUGCUCUCCUGCAGUGGGGGGAUGCCUUGGCCAGUGUUCACUUACAGAGAUGCUGGUGAGGAGAUACUCCCCCCAGAACCCCAGACCUGCAGUGGCCCCAGAAGGGCUCUGUAUGUAUGUCACAGACACCCACGAGGCAUCUGGGGCCAUACCCUCAGGCCCCCCUGCCCCUUCUGGGCUGGGCUACUGCCACCUUCUCCAGGACCCAAGCCAGAGUGACUCCCCUCACCCUUGGGAACACAGUGGCCAAGGCCUGACACCUCCCACCAGGCCGGCCAAGGACCAAGGACCCGGGGAAGGCGGGGAGGCCAAGGGGCCGGGCAGGAGCGGAGGGGGCGGUCUGCUCUGAUGUCACAGCGGGUGCUGGGGAGGGGAGGGGGAGGGGAGGGGGCCGGGCUGUUUUUCUGGAGAGUUAGAGCCUGAGUGAGACAAAGCGCCGGCGGGCCAGGCGGGCCAGGCAGGCGCCAUGGAGCUGCGGGCCCGGGUCCUGCUCUGGAAACUUGUGCUUCUGCAGAGCUCUUCUGUCCUUCUGUCCUCAGGGCCAGCCGGGCCCGCGACCCCCGGCAGCUCCGUGGUGUCCGAGUCUGCAGUGAGCUGGGCAGCCGGCGCCCGGGCGGUGCUGCGCUGUCAGAGCCCGCGCAUGGUGUGGACGCAAGACCGGCUGCACGACCGCCAGCGCGUGGUCCACUGGGACCUCAGCGGCGGCCCGGCCGGCGGCUCCGCGCGCCGACUCGUGGACAUGUACUCGGCGGGCGAGCAGCGCGUGUACGAGCCGCGCGACAGCGGCCGCCUGCUGCUGACCCCCACCGCCUUCCAGGACGGCAACUUCUCGCUGCUCAUCCGCGCGGUGGAGGACACAGACGAGGGGCUGUACACCUGUAACCUGCACCACCAUUACUGCCACCUCUACGAGAGCCUGGCCGUGCGCCUCGAGGUCACCGACGACCCCCGGGCCGCCGGCGCGCACUGGGACGGCGAGAAGGAGGUGCUGGCGGUGGAGCGCGGCGCGCCCGCGUUGCUGACGUGCGUGAACCGCGCGCACGUGUGGACCGACCGGCACCUGGAGGAGGCGCAGCAGGUGGUGCACUGGGACCGGCAACCGCCCGGGGUGCCGCACGACCGCGCGGACCGCCUGCUCGACCUGUACGCGUCGGGCGAGCGCCGCGCCUACGGGCCGCCCUUCCUGCGGGAGCGCGUGGCGGUGGGGGCGGACGCCUUUGCGCGCGGUGACUUCUCGCUGCGCAUCGACCCGCUGGAGCCGGCAGACGAGGGCACCUACUCCUGCCACCUGCACCACCACUACUGCGGCCUGCACGAGCGCCGCGUCUUCCACCUGAAGGUCACCGAGCCCGCCGCCCGGCCGCCCCCGCGGGACUCGCCGGGCAACGGUUCCAGCCACAGCGGCGCGCCCGGCCCAGACCCCACGCUGACGCGCGGCCGCAGCGUCAUCAACGUCAUCGUCCCCGAGGGCCGGGCCCACUUCUUCCAGCAGCUGGGCUACGUGCUGGCCACGCUGCUGCUCUUCAUUCUGCUGCUCAUCACGGUCAUCCUGGCCACCCGACAGCGCCGCCGCGGAGGCUACGAAUACUCCGACAAGAAGUCCAAGUCCAAGGGGAAGGACGUGAACAUGGUGGAGUUUGCUGUGGCUGCCGGCGACCAGCCUCUUUACAGGAGGGAGGACAUCCGACUAGGUUACAAAAACAACCUCCUGAAGGAGAGGGUUGAGCUGUCCCACAGCCCCCUGCCCGCCAAGAGCAUCGACUUGGACAAAGCAGAGGGGCAGAGGGCAGACACCCGCCUGUCCCCUUGGCUUCCAGAGUUCAGGAAGGAGUAUUGCAAAUAAGGCGACCCCGGGCUCCUGGCUGGGCCAGCAGCUCUGCCAGCUCUUGUCUGUCCACCUCGGAAGACUCUUCCUGACCCCCAUGCAGCUCACCUGGCCCCCCUUCCAGCGGCUGGUCCCGCUGUCCUGGAACUUGGCCUGGACUGGUGCAGGGUGAGGCUGCCUCCAGACCCCUCUUGGGGGCCACCUGAUCCUCAUUUGCGAUCGUGGGCUCCUUAGGACUCUGCCGGCACUGCAGCCGGGCCCCUUCCGCAGCCCUCGGCCGGUGCUCUUCCCUCCUCGCAUGGCCACGACCCCGCUGAUGUUCACCAGUCUCUCAGGCUCUCCUGGCCUCUGCCCACUGGGGGCUGGGAGCCCCACCUCUGCAGGGAGAGGGCCGUGAGGGGGCUCAGUGGGGAUCCUUGGAGCUGGGGUCAGCCUCAGGCCUGGCACUCCCACCCCUUCCUUGCCCUGUCCUUAGGGGAGCUGCCUGCCAGCUCCCCUCGACGGCACCCCGAGUUUCGCUGCCAGGCUGUCUUGGGCUCUUCAUGGUAACCCGAGGACCGCGCACUCCAGGCCCGGGGCUAGUGUCCCUCUGCGCUGCCUCCGGCCUCCUGGGGCCUCCUCUCUGCUUCCCACCCUGCUUCAGCCCUGUUUCCAGCAAGCUGCCUUGACAGUCACUAGGCUCCAUGUGACUUCCGAGCCUGACUCCCUUCCCUCGGCCCCUCCUUGGGCUGGAGUCCAGGCUGAGGCCUCAUUGGACUGCGUUUUGGCUGAGGACGGGGGGCGGGGGGGGGGCGGUGAGGAUGGUCUUAGAGUGGCUGGUGCUGCCACUCCUGACACCCCACAUUUGCUCAUCCUGGGGAAUCGCUAUCAUCUCAAUAAAGACCACAUCUGAUUUUA